Galeopterus variegatus (Sunda flying lemur) is the source of this 1328-nucleotide messenger RNA. RefSeq names its product stromal cell-derived factor 2 (gene SDF2). Lineage: Eukaryota; Metazoa; Chordata; Mammalia; Dermoptera; Cynocephalidae. The record is from RefSeq and is a predicted model, not a curated record. The transcript has 3 exons. Bases 308 to 943 code for a protein of 211 amino acids.
UCACUGGGAGUGGGUGGGCCAUUUCUUCCUCUCUUUUCCCACCCGGUUCUCAAGGUUUUCGUCCGGAGGCAUGCGAAAGCCGGCAGAAGCAGUUCAGUAAGGCAGCUGUCAAGAGCCUUCAGAACAGAGAGAGGAGAUCGGAAGCAACCAGGCCCAACGGGCUCCUCAGGCCGCUCUAGCCAAAGGAACCAUAAAGAUCAGAUUAGGGCUUCUUCACUUCCUCCUUUCUGUGCUUCCGCCUUCAGCUUCCGGUUCCGGGGAGGGGCCGAGUUUUCUUCUAAGAUAGGAGCUCUGAGAUCCAGCUAGGAUGGCUGUGGUACAGCUACUGUUGUUCGCGGGUUUGUGGAACGCUGUGGGAGCGUCCAGUCUGGCUGUCGUUACCUGCGGGUCUGUGGUGAAGCUACUCAAUACGCGCCACAACGUUCGACUGCACUCACACGACGUGCGCUAUGGGUCAGGUAGUGGCCAGCAGUCAGUGACAGGUGUAACCUCUGUGGAUGACAGCAACAGUUACUGGAGGAUACGGGGAAAGACUGCCACAGUAUGUGAGAGGGGAACCCCCAUCAAAUGUGGUCAGCCCAUCCGGCUGACACAUGUCAACACUGGGCGAAACCUCCAUAGUCACCACUUCACCUCACCUCUUUCUGGAAACCAGGAAGUGAGUGCUUUUGGUGAGGAAGGUGAAGGUGAUUAUCUGGAUGACUGGACAGUGCUCUGUAAUGGGCCCUACUGGGUGAGAGAUGGUGAGGUCCGGUUCAAACAUUCUUCUACAGAGGUGCUGCUAUCUGUCACAGGUGAACAAUAUGGUCGGCCCAUCAGUGGACAAAAAGAAGUGCAUGGGAUGGCCCAGCCAAGUCAGAACAACUAUUGGAAAGCCAUGGAAGGCAUUUUCAUGAAGCCCAGUGAAUUGUUGAAGGCAGAAGCCCACCAUGCGGAGCUAUGAGUCUGGAGGCUCUGAGCCACUGUUACCACACAGUGUUCAUAGACACAUCUGCAGCUGUUUCACCCUGGAUCCAUGCCACAAGUUCCCUGGGCAGUGGCCAUGUCACCACAGAGAUGGAGAUGAACGACAGAAAACAGUGUGUUUGAAAGCUUCUGCCCUUCACACUUGAAUUCAUUGCUCUGCUAGACUUGGUUUGGUUCUUUCUUAGUAGAGGACUUGCUGGUGAAGGGGCAGAUACUUUUUAUUCAUACUGAUAAAACAAACCGAGGGGAACAUCCCUCUUAGCUGGGAAAUUUUUACUCCUCAGGAGCUUGGCAUCAUGGAUUUUUUUUUUUUUUUUUCCUUUUUGUCUUUUUUCGUGACCGGCAACGGAUUGCAACCCUCA